Penicillium cosmopolitanum is the source of this 345-nucleotide messenger RNA. RefSeq lists its product as uncharacterized. The transcript has 2 exons. The record is from RefSeq and is a predicted model, not a curated record. The coding region runs from base 1 to 345 and encodes 114 amino acids. Lineage: Eukaryota; Fungi; Ascomycota; Eurotiomycetes; Eurotiales; Aspergillaceae.
AUGAGUAGCUCACCUGCCGAAUCUCCUGCCAAAUCUUCUAUCAAGAAAUCUGAUUCUGAUAUCCCUAUAGGAAUUGAAGAUGAUUGGGAAAGUCCUAAUGACAUCGGUCCAGUUGUCGCGCACGCUUUCGGUCUUGGCCCAGUACGACCAAUUUUAGAGGAUAAGUUGGGCAUGACACAGAUUAUUCAAUCUGGUGAUAAGUUUUUUAUGUGGGAUGAGAUGAAUAAUGACAUCUAUGAGUUUGCCUGUCAGGAUGUGGGUGAGAUCUAUCGUGCUCUUCAUCAUAGAGAACUGCAGAAGCUGGAUAAAUGGCUCUUGAAGGAGAUUACCCCCCUUAUCCAUUAG